AUGCCAAAAAAAUUUUCUGGAGAGAACAGCAAAGCUGUAGCUGCCAGAGCUAGAAAAGCUGCAGCAAAAGAAGAAGAUCAACGAAGGAAAGAAAAAGAAAAAGAAGAUGAAUAUUGGAAAGACGAUGAUAAGCAUGUACAAAAAAAAUUGCAAAGAAAGGAACAGCAAGAAAAAAAAAGAAUUGAACUUUUACAAAAAAAAGCUGAAGUUAAAAACUUAUUGGAAAAAGAAACAACUAGCUUGAAUCCACCCUCCAAACAGUCUGCAUCUAAAAUAACUAGAGCACAAAUUUUAGAGGAAACUGAAAAAAGAAAUGCUGCAGCAACAAAGAAAAAAGAACCAGUUACUCAUAUUGAUAAACCAUUAGAAGAAAACAUUAACAGGUUGCAGGUGGAUGGCUUGGAAGCCAGAACAGUUAAUGAUGCGAUUGCAAUAUUAAGCAUUAAAGAUGCUGAAUUGGACAAACAUCCUGAAAAAAGAAUGAAAGCAGCUUAUACAGCAUAUGAAGCUGCUAAUUUGCCUAGAAUUAAAUCAGAAAAUCCAACUUUGAGACUUUCACAGUUGAAGCAAAUUUUAAACAAAGACUGGAUGAGAGCUCCAGAAAAUCCUUUGAAUCAAUGUAAUAAUUAA
This is a messenger RNA of Pediculus humanus corporis (human body louse), 630 nucleotides long. RefSeq lists its product as uncharacterized. Gene Ontology annotation, cellular component: nucleus. The transcript has 2 exons. Gene Ontology annotation, biological process: transcription by RNA polymerase II. Gene Ontology annotation, molecular function: transcription coactivator activity. The coding region runs from base 1 to 630 and encodes 209 amino acids. The record is from RefSeq and is a predicted model, not a curated record. Lineage: Eukaryota; Metazoa; Arthropoda; Insecta; Psocodea; Pediculidae.